Molecule: messenger RNA, 4694 nt
Organism: Spirodela intermedia
Lineage: Eukaryota; Viridiplantae; Streptophyta; Magnoliopsida; Alismatales; Araceae
Source: the annotation of a GenBank genome assembly
AUGGCGGCAGGGAAAGGGAAUCUGGAGAGGUUGUGGCGUGCGUUUCGCAUUAUCUUCUUCAUGAUCACUCUAGUGGCAUCGUUGCUGGUGCUGUCCGCGCCGGUGCUCGUUGCGGUGGGGGACACAGUGGGAUCGCUGGUAUUGGCCUUGAAGUUUGCCUGCGCGGGCUGCCACGGCCUUAGGGGGCUGUUGAACAAAUACUCGUUCAGGAGCUCGCUCAUGGAUAUAUCUCUCAUCUCCGUCAUCAGAUCUCUUGUUAUAACAUGUGAGGAAUCUUUCCCCGUUUUUUUGAUCAAUCUAUAUAAAAGAUUUCUUUCUCCGUUGUUCCUUUUUCUUCUGCAACGACUACGGAACCUUCGGUAACACUUGCGCUGCAGACGUGCGUAAAGAUUUUUUUUCGGAGAAACAGUUUCCAUUUUAAGCAUCGUGGGGAUCGCCUGAAACAAAAGACAUAUGACCGUAAAUUUUCAAUUUCUGCAGUAAAAAAAAUGGAGUAAAAUUCAAGUUUUAUUUCUCUUUUCAUACCAAUGAUUUAUUCGCGACUACAAUUACUCUGCUUAUAUUCAUUUGCAGAUAUUUUAAUCCGAACGAGAAUAUAACAGCUUAUUUUUUUUCAGAGCGACGGAAAAUGUUUUGAAAGGAGAAUAAUAGUAUCCGACUUGAGAACUGUUAUCCUUGUUUUUACUUCGACAAAAGGGGGACCCGUUCUUUCAAGUAUGACGUCUUUGGGGUUCAAAUGUGAAUUCCUUACGGACUUCGAAAACAUCCUGCUUCCGUGACAUGUCCUUGUAUAUUUCUCUUCUACAAGUUCGUGCUGUCUUCUUUUCCCGAUUAUAUUUUUCCAUUCAUCGGUGAUUUCACUUUCUUUCGGAUGUUUGUAUCUCAGCUAAUUACUUUAACCAGGGGGUUGAAUAUAACUGCAACUCUUGUGCUGUUAGAGAGUUAUUCUUCGCUAGUUCAUUUAGAAUCAUUGUUUUCUAUAUGGGAGUGAUUUAGGAUUGAAUUAUGAACUAUUUCUUUUAUUUCUGACGUUCCUACCACAGAGAAAAGGAGUAAAUGUAUAUUUUAAAGUAAUAUUUUUAACUUUACUUCAGGUGUUGAUCUUAAAAUGUAGUAUACUCUAGUUCAUGAACAAAGUGAUGAAAAUCCUUCGUUUCUUGGCGUCAUAUUUGAUUGCAGGUGUUUAUUCAUUUUGUGAUGGUCCUGGGCUUUCUCAUGGUCCUUAUCUCGGAAUAGCAACAGUCUGCUCUAUUGCAUCCAUAAUUAUCUUGUCAGUGAAGGCUUGUGUCUUUUCUCCUCUUCUCGAAGUAGAACGACAAGAUACAUCUCCAUUGGUGCGGCAGACGUCGUAUACGAAUAAAGCGUGGUGUUUGCCAGUUAUGUUUAUUUUCUCCAUAGUUUUUGCUCUUGGUCAUGUCAUGGUUGCCUACCGCACUAGCUGCCGGGCACGAAGAAAAUUGUUACUCCACAGGAUCGAUCCAGAAGCUGUGAGUUUCACCGAAUCGUAUACCUCAGAAUUUUUGAAACUGAGAAAACUUGGAAGUUUUUACAUCUCUUCCUUCCUUUAUCUGCUACAGAUUUUGGUCUGCAAGAAUGUUUUCUCAGGGUAUGGCAAGGUUCCUCGAUCUCCCACUCCUUCCUCUGGUAAAGUCUCCAGGAUUGAUGGUGAAACAAAAAGAAGCGUGGUUUGGGAGGAAACUAAUAUCUCGAUCAGUUUACUUGCGGACGCUGAUAGUUUGUUCCUUAUAUGUCAAGGCCUCACGCUGCAUUACAAGAUCAGCAGCAUCGAAUCUCCAAUGUCUCAUACAUUAUCUUCUUCCCCGUUUUCAGAAUGUAGCCCCAACUGUAGCCCCCGACGUGCUUCAUCUGGAAAACUUAAAGUUGAUAGGCCCAUCAAUAUUCCAUCAAAAAAUCAGCAUCAUAUUUCUAGGAGUUUUAGCAACCAAUUCCACCAUUCUUCCCUUUAUGCACCUCUAUUGUCUGGCUUAGCUACCUCUCCCAAUUUUUUUUCUGAUGAAGUUCCUUCUCCAAGCUUGGAUAACCACAAUUCUGAGACGUGUUUGCCUAAUUCUCCAAGUUUAGAAACAGACACUGAGCAAGGUGGGAAGUUUGGUGUUGUGUUGGUUCAUGGAUUUGGAGGUGGUGUGUUCUCAUGGAGACAUGUGAUGGGUGCUCUUGCUCGGCAGAUUGGUUGCACUGUAGUGGCUUUUGAUCGUCCUGGCUGGGGAUUAACUUCUCGACCCCGCAGAAAGGACUGGGAGGAGAAGCAAUUACCCAACCCGUAUAAAAUGGAAUCCCAGGUGACUCCUCCGCCCUGUGUAACAAUAUUCUUCUAUUCUUUGGGCUAUCUCUUUUCCUAGUUCUAAUGCAGAGAACACAAAAGAAAACGUUAUAUUUGACACUUUAUGGUCGUUUGUACAAAAAAGUUCAACAACGUUUCUGCUUGAACAAGAAGUCUGGAUAUAUGGAAAUAAUCUUACACCUGUCACAUACUGAAAUAUAGCACUCUUGUCCAAACGUUUAAAGUUGUGCCUCUCUUCCUAAUCAGAAUCGUAAUAGAUAAAUCUGAUAUAGAAGAAUUAUUAUUCCAAUGAUAGUUACCUCCAAAAUAUCCUUGGUGAUUCAUUCAUAAUCAGGAUUAAAGUGGGCAUUUUCAUCCAAAUUUCUUUCUCUCCUUACUAUCAAAUUUAGGCAUCAUAUCGUAUUAAAGCUAAUAGGCUGCACUUUAUUUUAUAUUUUUUAACAGUACUAAUUUGGCUAUUACGAUUCAUACGAGUAGGACAUAAUUUCUUAUUCAUCUUAGUUUGUCAUAGUGACCGUUUGAUGUAUAAAGAUCCUAAGAUAUCAUACCAUUUCAUACUACAUUUGGCUCUGAAAUAGUGCUGAAUGUUGCUCAAUCUUUAAUUGAAAUGCAGACAGUACAAUAGAUUCGAACAACACUGUUGAAUGCUUUGAUGUGAUGUAUUGAAAUGUGACAUUUUGAUGUAGAUCUUAAAAUUUCAUUGAAUUUUAUUGUGUUUUUCAAAUCAUUGUCCCAAAACAGUUCAAUUGAAGGUUUUUCUUUUUUUUUUUUUUUGGUCAUAACAUGCAACACAGUUCCAUUUUAUUCCAUUUAUGCUUAGUUAAAGGCCUAGUUAGGAGAUCGAAUUUUCUAUGUGGUUACAACAGGUCGAUCUUCUUCUGUCUUUCUGCACUGCGUUGGGCUUCUCCUCGGUGGUUCUUGUUGGUCACGAUGACGGUGGGAUACUAGUUCUAAAAGCUGCAGAAAAAUUGCGUAUAUCUGGGACAUUCAACGUAAGUGACUUCGACUCACAGUCAAUUAUUCUACCAGACACAAUGAGGCAUAUUUCUUCGUGUUGAGUGAAUGGGUUAAGGGUUUGGGUGCCUAGUUGACCAGUGCUAAUAGACACUUACCCAGCUCACUAUAACACUUUGAUAGCCUGGCUCUGCAGCCUUGACCAUUAUUCUGGGAUCUUUAUUCAAAAAAUGAAUAAAUUUACAUACUUUCAUUGGUUUGUACAUUUGUAAACAACGUUCCUAGUUAAGAAAGUUAUGAACAGAACAAUCUCUGCGGAUGAAUAUCACUGAAAAUGUUUAAUAUUGGAAUACACUUGAUCUCUCUGGGUGUUUAAUAAAUAAAAAACCAGUCUUCUUAAGAUCAAUGAACUUAUCCCUCUAAAUAUGCUUGAUACCCUCACUUUCACGCGGGCAUAACAAGUGCUUCUUUCGCAGUUAUAAGGCAUCAUGUGACGUGUUCCAAGGUUAAUUUCGAGAGGUUUUUUCUGAAACACCUUCGCAAGUGUCAGUUUGAUACAGAUUUUUCAGAUAGGUUUUGGUCAUAGAUGCCUGUGAAUAUAAUCAGAACGGAGUAAAGUUGGUACGCCAUCAUCAUCAUGUUGGCUCCUCAGAUGACUUUAUUUUCGCCGACAGUCUGCAUCAAUGUCUCUGAGGGAAUCUCGGGGCCACCUCCUCCAUCUGCUCUCUUCUUACACUGGCAGCUUUUCUCAGGUCAAAGUCAAGGGGGUGGUGCUGCUCAGUGUCAGCUUAUCCAGAGAGGUGGUCCCUGCAUUCGCCCGCAUCCUCUUGCAUACUUCUCUGGGAAAGAAGCACAUGGUGCGGCCCCUCUUGCGCACAGAAAUCACCCAGGUCAUCAACCGUCGAGCGUGGUACGACGUCUCCAAGCUCACCACAGAGGUCUUGAGCCUCUACAAGGUACAGAGCCGAGCCGCCCUUAGCGACCUUUCAUACAUCCCCAUUUAUUUAUACAUGCAUAUAAAUGCAUGCAGGCCCCGCUAUGUGUGGAGGGCUGGGAUGAAGCGCUCCACGAGAUAGGGAGACUGUCCUUCUCCACCGUUCUUUCGCCCCAGAACGCGGCGGCACUGCUGAAGUCUGUCCAGGACCUGCCGGUCCUGAUGGUAGCCGGCGCCGAGGACGCGCUCGUCACGCUCAAGUCGGCCCAAGCCGUGGCCUCUGGGUUCGAGAAUUCCGUAAGCGCCGCCCUCUCCACACAUCGACCCACCCUCUGAUCUCGGCUCACGGCUACGCCUAUCCUGUUACAGAGGCUGGUGGCGAUCUCCGGGUGCGGUCAUCUCCCCCACGAGGAGUGCCCCAAGGCCCUCCUGGCGGCCCUCUCGCCCUUCAUCACCAGGCUGGUCCCCUCAGCGCUGCCUGAUGUUCUUUCCCAGAGACAGUAG